Macrosiphum euphorbiae (potato aphid) is the source of this 1410-nucleotide messenger RNA. The record is from the annotation of a GenBank genome assembly. Lineage: Eukaryota; Metazoa; Arthropoda; Insecta; Hemiptera; Aphididae.
AUGGACGAACAGGACCCUCUAGUAUUUGGCGACACAGUUAGCAACAGAUUAUUUGGGCUUCCAGAAGUAUUAGAUAAAAAUGUUGAUGAUAUAAUUGUUAACGAAUGCAACACUGUUCUAACAAAACCACCUGACCGGUACAAUUUUGGAUUUUUAAUAUUUUAUGUACUUGGUACUUGUCUUCUACUUCCAUGGUACUUUUUUAUGACUGCAAAUGAUUAUUGGAUGUAUAAACUACGCAAUUUGCCAAAUGAUACCCAAGUUAUUUUUCUUCUACCGAAUGAGGACCAUGGUCAUUCAAGACUUCAAGCUAACUUCACUUCUUUUCUUACCAUUGCCGCAUCAGUUCCUAGUUCAUUAACCUUAUUACUAAAUACAUAUUUAGCUAAAAAGAUGUCAAUUCAUUUUCGAAUGAUCAGUUCAUUGAUGUUAAUGCUUGUUUUGUUCACAAUUACAACAAUUUUAGUUAAUUUGGAUUCCGAUUCAUGGCAAAUAUUGUUCUUUAUAAUUACCUUAGGAACAGUCAUUUUUUUGAACAUUGGAAGUUCUAUAAUGCAAGGAGCUGUGUUCAAUUUAGUCACAUUUUUUGAUAGUAGCUACAUGACAGCAACUGUAUGUGGUCAAGCAUUGGGAGGCAUUGUCGCUGCAUUAGCUCAAAUAUUGGCUUUGUGGUGGGGUGCAUCGUCUGUCCACAGUGCCUUUGUUUAUUUCUUAUUUGCUGAUAUAUUCAUCUUGCUCUCUCUAGUUUUAUAUGCUAUUUUAGUCAAAACAACUAUUUAUAAGUAUUAUGUUCAAGACGUACCUGCAAGCGCCUGGAUUAGACGUUCAUCUUCUACACAAUAUGCUUUACUUGGCAAUGAACGAACUCCUAUUGCUGAUACAUAUGUGGUUUUAAAAAAGAUAUGGAAAUUGGGUUUGAGCACUUUCUAUAAUUUUUUAGUCACUAUGUCUGUUUACCCAGCAGUUACUGUAUUGAUAACUUCAGUGAACAAAGAACACACUGUCUGGACAGAUACAUAUUUUUUGCCAGUGAUAGCUUAUUUACUUUUCAGUACGUGUGAUUUCUUAGGGAGAGUAAUGUCAAACCUCAUACCACUGCCAGUCAAUAGUAUUUGGCCAGCCACAGUAUUAUCUGCUUUGAGAACUAUUUUUAUUCCAUUGAUGAUGCUCUGUAACGCAAAGCCUCGGCAUUAUUUACCCGUCUUAAUAAACAAUGAUCAGUUAUAUGCUGUCAUUAUGUCUAUCUUUGGUCUUACCAAUGGUAUAGUUUCUAACAUCACAAUGGCUUCUAUUCCCUACUUUGUUGACAAGCAUGAACUGGAAAUGGCGAGUUCAUUGAUGAUUACAUUCCUUGGUAUUGGAAUUUCUACUGGUUCAUUGGUAAGUUUUGGCAUGGUUAAUUUACUAUAA